This is a messenger RNA of Triticum urartu, 3397 nucleotides long. RefSeq lists its product as uncharacterized. Gene Ontology annotation, molecular function: calmodulin binding. The record is from RefSeq and is a predicted model, not a curated record. Lineage: Eukaryota; Viridiplantae; Streptophyta; Magnoliopsida; Poales; Poaceae.
ACAUCGAAGAAACUGAAAAAAAAAUGGACGGUUAAGAUCCGCGCAGAAAAACUAAAAUGCUGCUCCACCAUGACUUGGGUAAAAAUUUAGUGCGGACAAUCUGACUCUAUUCAUUUAUUAAUAAACUAACCACAUCAAAACAGAGUGUACGCAAAAAAAGAACAGAGUGACCAUCACAUACUGAGGAUCUUUUGCCUCUCGACUAUAACUCUCUUAAUAUGGAAUAAAAUCUUUUUCCCCUGCAAAGAAAAACCCACAUCAAAGAAACGGAAAAGAGAAAAUGAACGCUAAAGAUCCACAUGAAAAACUAGAAGUACAAGGUUAGUAUUUGAAAACAUCUUUUGCAUCUCAAUGUUGUUCCACCAUGACUUGGAGUAAAAAAAAAUAGUUCAAAAAACCAUACAUGCACAAGUUGAAGUAAUCUCAAAGGUUUUGGAGAGCCAAAUGAACCGUCCAUCCAAUGGGUGUGAAUGGGUGCCAACAUAAGACUGACAAACACAUUGCGGCCAGGCAGGGGGCGAAUCCGCCUCCAAUACUUUAAAAUAAAUUUUACUAUUAGUUGAGAUGCAAUGAUGUUUACUGUAAAUUUUGAAUGGUGGCACCCCGGAUUCUAGGUCUGCCAUUGCGGCCUGAGACAUGCUCCUUGCACGAUAAGUUGUCAAACUACUGGUUUGCAGAUAAACCAUGGGCAGAGAAGGUUACGGGCAUAAAAGAUAAAAAGAUCAGGAACCUCCAAACAAACACGCAUGAUCAUUGUUGUCACCAUUUCGCAGAUAGACUCGAGCAGGGUUUGGCAUCCUGUGCAUUUCUUCAGGUCCACCAUGACACAAGCAUUAUCUACUUGUCUCCAACCAACAUUAUGUUUUCAUGCACGUCUGCAUUAUGCCGGACAACGUUUCUAGAAAAGGCGACAGCCGCACCUUUUCCUCAUCGAAAAAUAAAUUAUAGUAACGGCGUCAACUUUACAUAUUUUUAUCUUGUGGUUUAUCACGACCCGUCGUUUCGCUUUACGUCUAUGAGCUAUAACUCGGGAGAAUGUUCGGAGCUGUAAUUAACCGUAAACAUUAUUACAACCAUUAAUCAGCCUUACAAUAACAAUUUUUGCUACUUGAGCAAUGUCAUUGAUGGAAGAUUUGAUGUCCAAAUCCUAAACUUCAAUGAGUUGUACCCCCAAAAUGUAUGUUGAGAAAGAGAGGGUAUCUCAGAUACUAUCAUGGACACUCUUUUUUUUUUUCCUUUCAUAUAUACCGUUUGCCUGGAAGAAACGUAGUACUAUGAGAUUGUCUCCAAAAAAAACUCGCCUUGCUUAUGCUAACAUCGGUUACCAUAAAAACCUCAACAAAGCCCCAGAGUAGCAGCAGCAAGAAACAGGUCUGCCACGAAACAAAACCCCCUGAAUCCAAGCCGAGGAAAACAGAGCAGGCGGCGUGGCGUGGCGUGUGCGUGGGUCAGCACAGCACACAGGACCCACGCCCACAGAGGAUAUACACCACCACCCCACCACCGUACUGUACCCCGCACGCGAGCGAGCCGGGCAUUCAAAAUCUCGCCACCUCCCCCAAAGAACCCAACCAAACGCAUCGAUCCACGCCGGCCGCCUCCCCACCUCCGAGUUCCGACUUCCGAGUCCGUCCGGCGGAAUCGAAUCCAGCCCAUCGCCAUCUUGCCCUCACGCCGCAAUCAAAACCUUCCUUUCCUUGCCUGCCUCUCUGCCGCCAGGAUCAUCACAGCCCCGAACCAACCCCAAUCUCCACCUUUCUUUCCUUUCUUGGCCGCCGCCGCCGCCGCCCGCCAUGGUGCACUGCAAGCAGCCGCGCACGAGGCCCCAAGACGCCGUCGGUGUCCCCGGGACCGCCGGUCGCGCGCGCGCCGGGGGCGGGGGCCAGGCCGUGGCGGCGGACCCCGGCUACAUGCGGCCGACCAGCAGCUCCGGCGCCAGGGCCGGCCAGGAGGUUGCAUCUGCGGCUGCGGUGGCCUCCGCACCCGCCGCGCAGCCGGUGGUGGCCAAGGCGGCGGGCCUCGGCUUGCCCACGCCGCGCGCGGCCAGGCCGACGUGCGCCUCCGCCCAGAAGAGCGCCCGCGGCGGCGGCGGCGGCGGGGGCUGCGAGGGGCACCGCGCCUGCCGGUACGCCUACUGCUCCUUCAAGGGCCACGCGCCCGCGGCGCCGCCGCUGGGGGCCUUCCUGGCGUCCCGCAGGGGCCUGAUCAAGACGGAGCAGAGCAUGAAGCACCGGGGCGUCUCCGCCUUCCGCGACCCCAAGACCAAUCCCAGCAGCAAUGCUGUCGCCGGCAAAGGGGCCGGGCUCUUCGUCCAGGUGGCGUGUCCCGGCGCCGGCGCCCGCCCCAAGACGGCGAGCUCGGGCUCCUGCUGCAGCGGCCUCUCCGCCGAGGAGGUGGAGUCUCCCUACGUCAACUUCGGUCGCCGGAGUCUCCGGGGUGGGAAGACGGACAAGUGGGCCGACCCGGGCUUCUCGGUGGACGGCUCCUGCGGGUCCAGCGACGUCAUCUCCGAUGGCUUCGCCGAGCUGCCGGGGACGACGAGCUCUCCCAGAGGCAAAGGGGACAUUGGUCAGGAGGGGAAGGCUUCUUGGGUCCAUCAAGAAGAAGCAGAGGAGGACUCUGUUGACUGCAGGUCUGAUAUCUCAGAGGAGCUGGGCGCUAGAUACGAAUGCAACAACAUGUCUAAAGCUUGCGGCGGUGGUGGUGGCUCUUCAGUGGAAUCCUCAAUGGAUGACAUAUCCAGUGCGUUUGGUGGGAUGAAUUUCGAGGAUGUAGGUGCUGAUGCCGCGGCAACCAGCCAGGGGAACAAGUUGACCAUGUCCAGGAGAAGAACACCUAGAGGCGGGGAGCGAAUCCGGGCAUUCAACCCCAGGGCCCCGAACUUUCUUCCGGUGGUGCCUGAUCCAGAUGCUGAAAAGGUUGAUCUCAGGCAUCAGAUGACCGAUGAUCGCAAGAAUGCCGAGGAGUGGAUGGUCGAUUAUGCGCUUCGGAGGACAGUGAACAAGUUGGCCCGUGCUCAGAAGAGGAAGGUGGAGAUGCUUGUCCAGGCCUUUGAAACUGUUCUGCCGCCACACCUGGGCGAGAAGAAGUCCGACGACAAGAAAAGCUUUGCCUGCAACUGAUAGGUUUUAGAGUUUGGGGUUCAAGCUGGAGCAGAUGAUGGUUAUUGGGGUUCUAACUUGGUGGUCACUGCGAUAUUUGUGCCAGAGACCUGCUCAGCGAGGGUAGAGAGCUGCUCACCAGCACCUGAGAUCUUGUGCUCAUAGCGCAGUUGUACUCGAGAGCCGCUAGGGGUCUCGCUCACAGGGUCAGCUGUUCUUCAUAGUGUAGUGGCGUAGUGCAUGUGUACAUAGGUCUGCUGUGCUCAUGCUGAUAUUUUAGUGAUGAGAAACUGGCA